Toxotes jaculatrix (banded archerfish) is the source of this 1225-nucleotide messenger RNA. Its product is annotated as granzyme B-like. Bases 109 to 876 code for a protein of 255 amino acids. The transcript has 5 exons. Lineage: Eukaryota; Metazoa; Chordata; Actinopteri; Toxotidae. Gene Ontology annotation, biological process: proteolysis. Gene Ontology annotation, molecular function: serine-type endopeptidase activity. The record is from RefSeq and is a predicted model, not a curated record.
UCCGUUGUGCGAGUUGGGAGGCUGACUACAAAAGGUGGCAGGUAGAACAGUCCAAGCCAGAGUGUUCAGCUUUUACUUCUUCGCAACAAGUUUUACUUUUUUACAACCAUGAUGCAAACAUUCUGCAUUAUAUUUGUCUUUCAGCUGUUGGCUCUAACUGGGGCGACUGAAAGUGGCAUUGUAGGUGGUAAAGACUCAAAGCCUCAUUCCAGACCCUACAUGGCAUCACUCCAGUUCAAUAACAAACACUCAUGUGGCGGGAUACUUAUUCGGGAGGACUUUGUUCUAACUGCAGCACACUGUAAACAACCUCAGAACAUGACAGUGGUACUAGGGGCACAUAACAUAAGCAAGACAGAACGAAGUCAGCAACGGAUCCGAGUGGCUGAAUACCACCCGCAUCCAAAAUUCGCCGGGAAACGGGAUUAUGAUAUUAUGCUACUUAAGUUAAAAAACAAGGCCAAACUGAACAAGUAUGUGAAGACCAUUGGAUUACCUAAGAAAGAUGGGAAAACCCCCGCCAAUGUUAACUGUGUCGUUGCUGGCUGGGGCCAAACUGGACCCCAGAAGCCUGCUUCAGAAGUACUGAAGGAAGCCACAGAGAAGAUUCAAUUCAACUUUGAGUGCAAAAGCAUAUGGCAGCAGCACUUCAAUGUUAAUCACAUGAUCUGCACAAAGUUUGACAAAAAGAAGGGAGGAAUUUGCCAGGGUGAUUCCGGUGGACCACUUAUCUGCAACAGCAAGCCUCAGGGUAUAACAGCCUUUACUGUCCAAAACGAAUGCAAUAAUCCAAAGUAUCCCCAUGUCUUCACUAAAAUAAGUUUCUUUCUUCCCUGGAUUAAGGAAAUCAUGAAACGAAAGGGGAAUGUUGCCUGAGCUACUAUUCAGAGGCCAAGAAUGUUGUCCUUUCUUCACUUGCUUAUUAAAUAACAUGGCUUAAUUAAGUAUGGAGUUAAUUGAUGAUGUGAACAAAAAGCACAAUGAUUGCUUAAAAAAAAUAUCUGGCAUUACAGAAUUGUUGAAAUUGGAUAAUUUAACACAAAAUCUUACUGUACAUCGAUAGCGUGUGCCUAUGUCCUUUCAUGCCAUCUUGCUAGAGCACAUCUCUUUCAUUUCUGAAAAAAAGCUUCAAUUCCUUUUUGUGCAAAGUUUUAUGCAAAGUUUUAUGGGCUAUGUACAUAUUUAUCUUUAAUUUUUAAAACUCAUUAAAAUUUUUUAUCUAUUA